AUGUCACUGGACACUGAAAAUGUGGAUAUAGAUCAAAUAUUAAGAUUGAAAGAACUCGUAAGCGACGUAAAUACGAAGCAAAAGAUACAUCAUAAACAUAUUUAUAUCGCCAAUGUAACAUUGUUCAUAGUGAUACAGGUACACGACAGAGCUUUCUACUUGGAACAUCUUCUGCAGUCUUUGGAGAGAGCGAAGGGCGUUUCCAAAUGCAUGAUAAUAUUUUCGCACGAUUACUUCGAUAACGACACCGCCGCAAUUGUUCAGAACACUUACUUUACCAAAUACAUGCAGAUUUUCUAUCCUUAUAACAUUCAAAUGCACCCUAACGUUUUCCCUGGACAAGAUUUCAAAUUCUGUUCGAAAAGUAUGCUAAAUUGUGAAGCCAAUGUAAAACGCAGGGACGCUGAUAAGGCUCAAUUAAAGCAUCGUUGGUGGUGGACCGUCAGUACAGUCUUCGAUAAACUGAAAGCAACCAGAGACUACGAUGGAAAUUUUAUAUUUCUAGAAGAAGAUCAGUAUGUCACUGAAGACAUUAUAUUCAUUGUAAAGCUUGCUGAAAAAAUGUUGCCUCAGAUAUUUCCUAACUUCGAUGUGAUCGCUCUCGGGCCACGCCGUCCCAAAAUACGAGAUUAUCACAGCAACGAUACGCGACUUGAUAUAGAGCCUUGGGGCUUCAAUGAGAACAUUGCCGUCACUUUUAAUAGAUCGUUUUGGAACAGAAUAAAGAAGCUGGGCAAUUAUUUUUGCAGUUUCAACGACUACAGUUGGAGUAAUUCCCUCACACACAUAAGCAAAUACGCAGACGAGGGAAAAUUUCUCGUGGCGGCCGUGAAAAGUGCACGAGUUUUUCGCUUCGAGAUUUGCCAAUAUAGCGACGAUACCUACUGCCACGAGGUUGAGAAAGUUAUCGGUGUCCAGAAAUUCGUUAAGAAAGUGAAGAAGUAUUUAUAUCCUCCCAGCGUAUCGUAUGCAGUUUAUGACAAAGUGAAACCUCGGAUCAAAAUCCUUGGUGGGUGGGAAGACGUAAGGGAUUACGAGCUUUGCAUGUUUUAUACGAGUAAAAUUCAAACUGAUUUAUAA
Molecule: messenger RNA, 1080 nt
Organism: Leptosia nina
Lineage: Eukaryota; Metazoa; Arthropoda; Insecta; Lepidoptera; Pieridae
Source: the annotation of a GenBank genome assembly